Molecule: messenger RNA, 2931 nt
Organism: Hydra vulgaris (swiftwater hydra)
Lineage: Eukaryota; Metazoa; Cnidaria; Hydrozoa; Anthoathecata; Hydridae
Source: RefSeq, a predicted model, not a curated record
AUGGAUAUUGUCGUAACGGAGCGUUUAUCUUAUUUAUUAAAAUGUCCUGAUGAAUCUGUAAUAAAAAUUCAAAAUGCUAUAUAUGGUGACUUUGGCAAGUUAAAUAGAUGUAACUUAACCGUCACAAAUGUUGUUCAAAAUAUGUGUAAUGGAAACAGUAGUUGUUUAAUUUCUUCGAAUAAUGAUGUGUUCGGUGUUGAUCCGUGUUUAACGGUUACUAAGUCCACUAUUGUAGACUACUAUUGUUAUUUAGAAAAAUCAACCUUUGUUGACGAGAUAGAGAAUAAAUACACCAAUAAAACAUUAAAUGUUUUUUAUGAUGAGUAUUGGGUAUCAUUUACGUUAUUAUCACCGGGAAAUCAACAGAUUAAUAUUUUGCAAAUGAAUGAUAAAAAUAAUAAUAGCGUGCUGACCUUAGAUAUUUAUAAUGACUUUUUAAAGAUUAUCACAUUCAAUGGUACUUAUUUUAUGAAAAUGGUAGCUAAUACAUGGAAUUCAAUUGUAAUUUCUCAAAGUUUCAUACACAAUAACAAUACUUAUGUUAUAACUGGAGUUGUUAAUGAAACUAAUCAAUUUUCAAAUAUAAGUACUUCUCCAAUGGUGUUCACCGAUGUUAUUUUGCAUAUAUUUUCUGACUGCAUUUUAAAAUCUGUCUGUAGUUAUGGAUCAAUUAAAAGCUUAUCAAUUUACAGUAAAACACAAGUUAUAUGGUCACAAUGGAGUGAGUGGUCUGAUUGUGAAGCAUCUUGUGUCAUGACAAGAACUCGCAAUUGUAGCAAUAAUCAGUUGUUAAAUUGUAUUGGAAGAAACACUGAGGUUGAUACAUGCAAGUAUAAGUAUCAAGCUCAAGAAUCAAUUGUAUUAAAAAAUGAAACAUUGAUUCAGUCAGGUUUUCUUGUUGGUACAUUAAAAAAUAUGAACAAAGAGUAUAUGGUAUCUUUGGAAGUCAAACCUACCUCAUUUGAUAAUACAACGUAUAGAAAUAUUCUACAGUUAACUGCAAACAGAAGUUUAAGUAAUUAUGGUGAUAGAAAUCCUCUUAUUUAUUUCACAAAUAAAACUGGAUGUUUAGUUGUUUCAUCAGCAAUAAAUGGCAUUAAAAAUAAAAUUCUUACAAUCAAGACACUUUCUUUAAAUGAGUGGGCUUCAAUAAAAGUUGUGCAGCAGCUUGUAAAUGGAAGUUACAACUUCUCUGUUGCAAUUAACGGAAACGUUAUUACAUCUGUAAUAAAUCUACAACCCAUAGAGUUUUCAAACGCUAAAGUUUAUGCGUCAGAUCCAUGGAAUCCAGCGCAAUCUGGUUUUAUAAGAAAUUUGAUUGUUCGCAGUGGAACUUUUGCUUCCUGGACCCAAUGGAGCAACUGGACACGUUGUAAUGCUUCUCAUGAAUUUACAAACAGGACAAGAGAAUGUAACUCUUCUACUGCUAUUGAUGAGUGUGAAGAAAAUAAGUUAGAAGAAAAAGAAUACUUUGUUUUUUGGUCACAAUGGAGCAAAUGGACCAGUUGUAAUGUUACACAUGGAUUUAUAAUUAGAACAAGAGAGUGCAAUAGUUCAAGUUCUAUGUAUGGUUGUUAUGGUAAUGGCUCUGAAGUAAAGGAAUGUUUUGUUUUAUGGGAAAAAUGGAAUAGUUGGACUGGAUGUAACGAGUUAAAUAAAUUUAUGAACAGAUCAAGGAAAUGUAGAGUUUUAAAUUCUGAGGAGAUAUGUUUUGGUAAUAAUUCAGAAGUAAUGGAAUGUCCAGCUUAUUGGUCAAAAUGGAGUGAUUGGACAGUUUGCAAUGCUUCUUACGGAUUUAUAAAUAGAACAAGGGAAUGUAAAAUUUCUAAUGCAAGAAAUUGGUGUUAUUUUAAUAACUCUGAUGUUAUAAAAUGUUUUGCUAUUUGGGCACAGUGGAGCGAUUUGAUAAGUUGUAAUUUUUCUCAUAAAUUUUUGAACAAAUCACGUGAUUGCAAGAUUUCAAAUGUUAUAGAUUGGUGUCAAGGUAACAAUACAGAAAUCAUGGAAUGGUUUGAAAAAUGGACAAUUUGGGGUGAGUGUUCAGUAACAUGUGGACUGGGCUAUAGAAGUAAAUAUUCACAACAUGAAACAAUAAAAGUAAUUAAAGUAGAAAGUUGCAAUCAAAUCAGCUGUCCAGAAAAUGGAAUGUGGGGGCAAUGGAGCAACUCAGAAUGUUCAAAUACAUGUGGAAACGGAAUUAAGUUUUUGAGUAGACGUUGUGAUAAUCCACCCCCAUCAUAUAAUGGCCGAGAUUGUAUAGGUGCCAGCAAUUAUACCGAAGUUUGUAAUAAUGAUAAAAUUUGUCCACUAAAUGGCAAUUGGUCACUUUGGUCAUCUUGGUCAUUAUGCAGCCAACCAUGUGGAGGCGGUUUACAAUCAAGAUUUCGAAGCUGCUCAAACCCUGUACCAAACUUUGGUGGUCAGAAAUGUAAUGGCAGCUUUGAGGAGUUUGUCAAUUGUACAUCUCAUAACUGUAAAAGCGUAAAUUUGAAAUUGAAUAUGAAUUUUCUUGGUGAAAAAUAUAACGAUUGGCAUUCUACUAGUACAGGAUUCUUAUCGCUUAAAAAUAAACUACAUGAUGCGAUAGCAAAACUAUACACAAAUCAUAAAGUAAAUUUUGAAGUUGUUAUACAUUCUAUAGAUAGCGAUCCUUAAGUGUUUUGUGCGACUUUUUUUUAUCUUCAUGAAAAUCUGCGGAGAAGAGCAAAAGACAAUAUUAAAACAGCUAAAAAUUGUGUAAACUGUUUUAGAUAUUAUUUAUAUAAAAAAUAAGUAAUUGUAACAUGCAACGACCCCUUGAUUUUGUUUGAUAAGUUGUGGUAACCCCAACACUAGAAUUAUUAAGGUUACUCCUAAAUAACUGCGAUUUUGCAGCUAUUAUGUAUUUUUACUUCUAAAUAUCUAAUUUUAUUUAUAAGCACCAUAUUUUUU